Messenger RNA from Purpureocillium lilacinum, 1176 nucleotides. RefSeq lists its product as uncharacterized. Lineage: Eukaryota; Fungi; Ascomycota; Sordariomycetes; Hypocreales; Ophiocordycipitaceae. The record is from RefSeq and is a predicted model, not a curated record. Gene Ontology annotation, molecular function: aminopeptidase activity.
AUGUCGCAGCCCACCAAGUCCGGCCGCGCCCGCAUCCGCGAUGUCAUCCCCAAGCUGUAUCUCGGAAAGUGGUCGCCCGGCCGCCUCAACUCCAUCACCGACGUGCCGGGCGUCCUGGUGCACACGCAAUCCAUCGAGCCGGAUCAAGAUGUCCACACGGGCGUCACCACCAUCCUACCGCGGAAGAACUGGCACGAGUACUCGAGCUUCGCCGGCGUCUUCCGCUUCAAUGGCUGCGGUGAGAUGACGGGCUCCCACUGGCUCAACGAGACGGGCCUGCUCGCGUCGCCCAUCAUCAUCACCGCGACCUCAUCUGUGGGCGAGGGCUACCGCGGCGUGACCGAGUACUGCUACCGCUACCAUCGCAACGAGCAGGGCGACAUGGACCUAUUCAUGUUCCCUCUGGUCGCUGAGACGUUCGACGGCUACCUGAGUGACCCGGCGGCCUUUGCCGUCACGCCAGAGCAUGUCAUCCAAGGUAUCAAGAGCGCCACGGCUGACCGCGUGCCCGAGGGCAACACGGGCGGGGGCACGGGCAUGAUCUGCCACCGCUGGAAGGGCGGCACCGGCUCCAGCAGCCGCAUUGUCAAGGGCUUCGACGUGGACGGCAAUGUGCUCGACUACACUGUCGGCGUCUUGGUCCAGGCGAACUAUGGCUCCCACGACACGCUCCGCAUCGGCGGCGUGCCCGUAGGCAAGAUCCUGCAGGACGAGGGCAGCGUCCCGUCAGCCGCGGAACGGCCCACCGACGAAGGCAAGGAACCGCGCAAGGACGGCAGCAUCAUCAUCAUCGUCGCGACGGACGCGCCUCUCAUCCCCAUCCAGCUGCAACGUCUGGCCACUCGGGCGACCGUCGGCCUGGGCAAGGUCGGCGGCUACGGAAGCAACACAUCCGGCGACAUCUUCCUGGCGUUCUCCACAGGGAACAAGGUGCCGUCGCAGGAGCUGUCCAUGUCGAGCGGGCCUGGGCUGAACCCGUAUCAGCCUCUCGCCAGGGCCGUGCAGAUGACAGACAACGACACCAUCAACGGCCUGUUCGAGGCGGCGGCAGACGCGACUGAGGAGGCCAUCUACAACGCCAUGGCCAUGGCGGAGAGUAUGACGGGCUUCAAGGACAGACAUGUCGAGGCGUUGGACCUGGCCAAGGUCAAGGAGAUUGUCGAGCGGCGCCUGUAG